AUGUCUUCAAAGCAAGCCGGAAUGAACGCGAACUCUGUUGCCAGCCCCGUCUUCCGGAGGCAGGCCUCGAACGGUUAGCUCUUUUUCCACACAAGUUUCAUCCGGGUUACAAACACUCCAAAUUUUUUUGCAUUUGUUUUCAGAUAGAAGUUUAAAUUUUAUUUUAUCAGACGUUUGAUUUUGUUUUCAUUCACUAUUUAGAAAUUUUUCGUUUUUAUGUAAGCUUCUUUAAGAUUAGGUACCGCUGACUAAAUUAAUUUAUCACUGAGAAUCUGAGAACCUUGACAUAGAAUUCUUAAUUUCUUAAUCACAGCUUUUUCGAAUGAACAUAUUUCAAACCAAAAAAGAGAAACUUUAAUGUCAUGGUAUUUUCUUUUGACACUCGAAUUUUUUUUGAUAGCAAUCAAGUUCCAAGAAGUUUUGCACAAAUGAAUCAGCCAGAACUAGUUUCGAAACAGGUUAAAUCCAUCUUAGCUUUUAUAUUAGCUUUUAUUAAAUUCGAUACGGUGCAAGCAAAAAAUUUUUUGAUUUUUGUUUUGAGAUCAAUGAAAUCCGACUUGGUUCAAAGUUAAUUCGGUAAAGUUUAUCAGCAUUGUUUUUUUGAAUUUUUUUCACCAGCGCGAGGCCUCCAUUUUUCAGAAUAACUUUUUUCAAAUUGAAUUGAGCUUGUUGUUAACUUUCGAAAAGCGAAACGCAUCAGGUUUUUUCAGCUCGCAUAAAAUAAAUUGAAUUCUCAUAAUUGUUGCGAUUUUCGAGUAGAAUCCAGUUCAAUAAACAAAGUGCGAAGUGGCCACGCAUUGAGAGGGGGAGGUUUGAGAAAGUUGAAUGAAACGGCCGACGGCGGUGCAAUUGUAUGAUUACUGAGCAAUCAGACGUACCGGCGGAGGCACAAAUAUCUCUCACAAAUCCCACUUACCCUGAUCCACACGGUUCUCGUAGCGACGGCCUCUGCACCGUCGAAUUUGAAUGUUUGCUGCCGAAUUCCCAAAAACAACUGACCCCGGAAGUUUUGUCAAAUUGCGCCACGCCGAAGAGAAUGCGUGCACGGCGGCUGCUCGCGGCUCUCGGCUCUCCAAGCGUUUCACCAGGGACUCUUUGUAUCGUGCGUUUUCUAUAUGAACUUAGACUUUGAACUUUCUCUUGUGGCUCUUUUUUUUCUGUUUAACGGCAUUAGAAGAAGAUAUAAGUAUUAUUAAAAACAAACUGUGAUCAUUCUACUAUAUUUACAUGUUCUGACUUGAAUAAAUAUCUACUCAAACUGAAAUGUAGAAGUUUCAGCAUGCAGUGAUGUAAAUUCAUCUCAGUUUUUUUAAAAGAAGAUGUUUCAUGAAAUAUAAACAUUUUUUUGCAUUUAGAUUGUAACUAUCAAUUGAAAUUUGUGAAAAAAAUGUAGUCCUCAUUGCCAUUCUUCAUUCUGAGGUUUUUUUCAUUUUGAAGCUGAAUUGUUCCAAAAAAUUUUGACGCGCGAACAAACCAUUCAUUACUUCCUCAUAUUUUUCAUGUAUCAAACAACUUUUCAUUAGAAAUCAUGAACCAAACAAAAAAAAAUUAUGCACCAACAUAACUUUUAAACAUUAGAUAUUUGAAUAUCCACAAAAGGAAUGUUUCUUGUAAAAUGGAAGUCAACCGCAAAGCGUCUGUUUUUCUUUCUCACUUUUCUUCAAUCAAUUAGUAACAAUUUAGUUCUGUGUUUUCAGAGUAGAGAUUUUUGAAAAUAUAUUCAAUAAUUUCCUCAUUCUUCGGAUGUUCAAUAUCUUUUCAGUAGGCGCUGGACUGAAUCCCGUCCUGACCGUCGCGUUAUCACCCGUCCCUAAAGUUGAUUACAGUGUCACAAAGGUUAGUCUUCAAGCAAGAAAAUGCCGGUUCCUCAUGUUUUCGAAAAUUUUUCAAACCUGAUGAUUUUCAGGGCGGUGCUCGAACGUGGAUUGUUUUACUUGUAUUUGUAUUCCUUUGUUCUAGUCUCUAUACAAUUUUCUCCGCCAAAGAUAUCGAGGAUAUCUCUCAUGGUGAGUUUUGAAAGUUAUUUAAAGGGAGCCUAUAUUGAAUUUAGAUCUCAAUGUUGACGAUACUGAUGAUGCCGACCUUUAUUCGCAUUCUUCACAUAACUCACAAGCAACUGCACCUGAAAGGUAACAUUUUGAAAAUGUUUGUCUGAGAGAUAAGCUUUCAGGAACGUAGACGAUGGAGAAAAAGAAGAAAUAGUGAAAAAACAAGCACCCAAAGACUCUCAUGUUCAAGAAGAUGGUAAACUAAGUGAAAAUUCAAUUUGUCAGAAUCGCUUUAGAUGACGAAGAGGACGAAGAAACUGAAGAAUAUUCGCUUGGCGGUCGGCUUUUCGCUGGCCUUCAGAAAAAGAUCACAAGUCGCAUGAUGAAAUUUGUUUAAAUUUUUUCAAAUUUCUGAAUUGGUUGUUAACUUUCAGGCGGAGAAACAUGAAAAGGAAGAUCGUCGACCUGAAAAAGAAAGACCUCAUCAAAAACCCCAGCCGGCACCACAACCCUCUAUCAAAAAGCUGAAAAGAAAAGCUGUGGAAGCAGUUAUAGAAGAGGUCAGUCAUUCUAUGAACUGAUACUAUGAAUUUGAAAGUCUAUUUUAGUCUGAAGAAGAACCGACAAAAGAGCGCUCUCGUCCUCAAUCACGUCGUCAGAUUCGAAAGCAGAAAUUAGUAGAACCCCCUGAAGAAGAUGAUGACGAUGAUGACGACGACGAUGACGAUGACGACGACGACGACGAUGAUGAUGAAGAUGAUGAUGACGAUAACGACGAUGUGAAGGUUGAAAAGGCCAAAAAAGUUGGUGGUGAUGAGAAAAAUCGCAAAAAAGACUCAAACUAUAGGAAGAAGUGAACGCGAAGAAACAGAAAGAUAUAGCAACCAAUGAGAAGGAAAAAGAAGAUAACGAUGACAUCGUUGACGAUAAUGAAGAUGACAAAGAAGAGGAAGUUUUGUCUCCAAUAGAGCUAAGAAAACAACGUCGACAUAACCAGAACAGGUUUUUUGGAGAUUUUUCUUGAAAAAAAAAGCGCCAUUAAAGUAGUUUUCUUACAGUGAAAUUUCAGAAAACAUCGAGUUGCAACAAGAGCUGGCGAUUGCCAUCACAAAGACUGCGCUGACUUUGAGUCUGUGAAACCGAGGAAGUCGCUCCUUCGUAGAAAACAUGUGGUAAGGAAAGCCUUAAAUUUUUUUAAUUUUUUUCAAAUUUUUUUCAAGUUUUUUUACAUUUUCAGGCCAAAAAAACAAACGACAAGAGGAUGAAGUAGUUGAUGAUGAGGAAGAUGAUGAGGAAGAUGAAGAAAACGACUCGAAAAGUGCUGAAGAGCAGAAAGAUGAAGACGACGAUGCGGAAGAAAAUGAACAUCUGUCUUCGGAAAGGUGCUAUUCAUUUUUCCUCUUAAAAUAAAUGUAGUGUGAUGGGUUCGAAAAUCCGUUUUUAAAAAGUGAUUAAAAAAAUUUUUUUCUUCUCCUUCGACAAUUAAUAGGUUUUUCUCUUUAUAAAUUUGGUUGCAAUUAAUGCUAUUUGAGAAUCAACACCAUUUAAUCGUAAUUUUAUUCAUUUAAUCGUAUUUUAAUAAUAGAAAAACCAAAAAAAUUGUUCAACAUGACGCUAUAGAAAAACUGGAAAAAAUCGAGAAAUUUCAAAAAUUUCGUAUUUUAUAAAUGAAAAAUCACGUCUUCAUUAACAUUUUUGCGGACGCAUGAGAAAUAAAAUCAACUGUUGAGAAGUUGAAAGGAAUAUAACCAAAAUUUGAGACGUUUUGCACAAAAGAACUUUUUACCAGUGUAGAUUAUGAUGUGUGUCACUUUGGGGCAAGUCCGUUGGCAAAAAUAAAUCACAGUUUCAUAGAUUUUAAAAAGAUUGAGAUCCAUUCAAGGAAGUUGUAAGAGGAAAAAUUUUUUCGUAUUUUUUCUCAAGGUAUUGUAUUCAUUCUCAUUUCAAACACCUCAAUAAAGUUUGACAGAGGCUUUUUAAGUUUCUCAUCAAAACUCUUAAUGACUAUUUGAUUUGCAGAGAACCAAAAAAAGAGUCAUAUCGGCGGCACGCGAUAACAACAAAGGAGGAAAUCGGAUUUCGAGACAUUCUUGACCGCGCCGAUCAUCUCGUUGAAAAGGUAUCGCCUAAGGCCAAAUCUAGCCGAAGUCUGGUACGCAAAGGCCGGAAGUGAAGGUCGGCGCGAUUUACUGUAUCUUAGAGCUCUCGAAAAUUGUUAUUUCUGCCUUGUCGUGCGGGUGCUGUGAUUGAUCCCUUUGAUUUGUCAAUCUCAUGCGUGAUCAGAUGUCUAAUAAAUAUUUGAAUUUGUUCAUUCACAUCGCAUGAUUUAUUUGGGAACGCAAAGUUUGGCAAUGAAAAAAAUCGUUCAAAAAAAUUUUUUUGAAAUAGAAAGUUUUUCUUAAGCAAAGGUUCUACAAUGUAUCUUGGUGACUGAAAUCAAGCAUUAAAAUUUAAAAGUUUCAAUAGUUUGCUUUCUUUGAGUUUUUUUGUGGAAAAAAAGUCUUUUUUUCCGUGUUUCUUCUCAGUACCCUAUGGCGCUAAGCAGAUAUUCCUUAAAAGCAUAUCGCUGUCUCAAAAAAAUAAGUUGUCUUCAAAAAAAUUAAAAUAAACUUUGUAUUGAAUUGAGAACGACUUUUUUUAGUGGUUUUUAAGAAAGUUGGAGACGCUAUUUUUUUGAUGGAAUCUCUUAAAAAAAUUUUUUUACAGUUGUUCGUCUAAAUAUCAAAAAAAUGUGUCAGAACAGGUUUAUAAAAAAAUUUUUCAAUUUUAAAAUGACCUUACUCAUGAAAAAUUAUUAAAAGAUUAAAAAAAUUCCAGAAAAGAAAAAAAUUCGAUUGCAGCACGAAUAUGACGAAGCCAUGAAACUUUUUGAUCACGUCAUUGCCGUGUAUCCAUACUCUUCGAGAGCAUAUUUUGGGAAAGCAAGAGCCUACGACAUUCGGUAGAGCUUUCUUCCUUUCCUUUUGAGUCGGAAGAUUUCAGGGGAGAAAUAGAAGCCAGUGAAUUAUACCGAGCCAAAGCCGUUUCUAUCUACGAGAAGAUUCUACAGAAUCCCACUACUCCGGAAGCUCUUUUCCGGUUAAUAAUGAGAAAUAAAACUUUUGAAACGACGUAGAAUUCAGACAAGCGGCGCAAAGACUUAUUGAAAGGACCAGGUUCGGUGGAUCUAUGCACAAAUGCCUUCAAGCCCACAGAUUGUUUAUUGAUAGGUUUUUCUCAAAAAAACCCCUUGAAUGAGAAACUUUUUCAGAUUUCCUGAUGAACUUAGUCUGCAAUGCGACUUUGCUAUAACCUUCAUCAUGAUGAAGCGUUAUGAAGACGCGCGAUCUAUCUUGAGCAACGUUCGUUUUUUUUUUUCUUUGAAAUGUUUUCAUUUUUUUUACAGAUUUUGGCCACUGAUCCCAACAACGUACUGGCUCUUGCCUAUUACGGAUACAUUUUGAAGGUAAUUUAUAACAAGCUGCAAAAACACUCUAUUUCUAGGCGCACGACAACAAAAUUGAGCAAGGCGUGUCACUGAUGAAAAAAAGUCUCCGAGUGGCAGAUAACGAAAUCAAAGAUCCCAAGUGAGCCUAAAAACUAAAAAAAAGAGAAGACAUUUUUAUAGAUUUUUCUACCAACUUGGACAUGGACUUGUUUCCCUGGGGAGAAAGUCAGAGGUUUGUGACGUCCGCGUGAAAUAUGAACAUGGGAAAGUAAUAUUUCAGGCUGACGCCGUGUACGCAAAAGCAGCGGAGAUGGGGGUCUUUAUCACUGCCCAACAAAGGAGUUUGUAUAACAUUGAUGGACUGACCGCUCGGCCGUGGUGGAACCUCGAUCAGACUCCGUAUUCAAAGUUCUUGAAGGUAGGGUGUAAAAUAUCAUACGUUCAAUAUUGAAAAAAUUAAGCAAUUUAUGUUUUCUUCAAUUUUAGCUUUCAUAACUUUAGUUUCAUAACGGCGUUGAGUAAUCUGUCAAAGUUCCCAAAACAUUCAAACUGCAAAGAAGAUUUUUUUUUUUACUUUUGUGUCAAAAUAUUUUUGAAGUCUAAAAGUAAUUGAAUUGAAAUUUUUUGUCUUGAAAAUGAUGAAUAAAAACCCCGUUAUUCAAACCCCCUUUCUUUCAUUUCAGGGUGUGGAAAGACAAUGGGCGACAGUUCGCCAAGAAGCCAUGACUAUCCUACGAGAGUGCGACGAAUGCUGGCUUGACCAUAACCAACACCUUGUCAUUGACGGACAUUGGAAGUAUUUUCCUUUGAUGAUGGAACAAAGUUUCCUCAGGGCAUGUUCUUUCAUUCUAUUUGUACAUCCUUUCACUUGGAAAAUUCAGGAUAGUUGCGCCAGAAUGCCGCAGACCUGCCAAAUACUGCAAGAGUUUUCCAAUUCCAGUAAUGCUAGCAAAUCGGAGGUUCACAGUUCUCAGAGUGAAACAUCAUUGUCUUAUUACAGAUGUUCUUAUCAGUUUUAUCGUCCGGAGGGCAAGUUCUACCUCAUUGCGGCCCAACUAACUAUCAUCUGCAAGCUCAUUUGGGUCUCGUAGCGCCAUCAGAAGCUCGCAUAAGGUUUUUUGAAAUCUUGAUGAAAGUCAAAAGUUCAACAUUUCAGAGUCGGCAAUGAGACGCGUGGCUGGAAGUCUGGCAAAUUUAUAAUUUUCGAUGAGUCAUUCGAACAUGAAGUAACAAUGUCAAACUGUAGAUCCUUUGAUUAUGACAAUUCAGAUGCGGUUUGAUGGAGCUUCAUCUUCGUCUUUCCGGUUGUCCCUGGUCCUUCAACUGUGGCAUCCCGAUGUUCAACCCCACCAACGUGUUAUUUCAUUCCUUUCAUAG
Caenorhabditis auriculariae is the source of this 6792-nucleotide messenger RNA. The record is from the annotation of a GenBank genome assembly. NCBI's taxonomy places the organism in Eukaryota, Metazoa, Nematoda, Chromadorea, Rhabditida, Rhabditidae.